Molecule: messenger RNA, 3486 nt
Organism: Xylona heveae TC161
Lineage: Eukaryota; Fungi; Ascomycota; Xylonomycetes; Xylonales; Xylonaceae
Exons: 2
Coding region: 1-3486 (1161 amino acids)
Molecular function (GO): protein binding
Source: RefSeq, a predicted model, not a curated record
AUGUCGGAAUCUGAGAGCCAAUCCGACCGGGCAGCUCGUCGCACCGUCCCCCGUCAAUUCUUUUCCAGUGUCUAUGAUUACCAGCGCCAAAGUCCGUGGCCCCCGAGACCUGACCUGAGCGACGAGGUCAAUUGGGGAGAUUAUCCCACUGCGGAGCGAUACGAUCAGGCCUAUAGACUAUGGCGCCUUCUCAAUAAUAACGACUCUGGAGAAUUACCGCCUCCCCCAAUCUAUUCCGAGUUCUACGACCCAUAUCAAGCUCGCCAGAUUGGACCGAAUGAGGCACGGAGUGGUGCAAGGCCCGAUUUUGCUUCGGUGCAGAAUAUUCUCGUCCGAAGGGCGUACAAUGGCUUGUUGAACAUUAAUAGAUAUUACUUUCCCACCCCUGUCAAUAUGCCACACGACCAGAACCAGGCUGAGGCAGAAGAGCCGGAUGGACCUAAUGAGUUUGCUCAAUGCCCAGAUCCAGACGAUCCGCUGUUGGGGUUUCAACCCGCCGAUAUCAGAGCGAUUAUUCCCUCGUCAUCCGGGGACCACUUGUCGGCAAGGGAUAUCCGAGUGGAUGGGACGGCAUACAAUGGCGCCUGGAGAAAGGACGGACUCAUAAAAGCCCUGGAUGCGCGCGGGAUCAAUUCUCCUGCCCUGCGUACAAACCCUUUGAGAAAAGAUGCUCUCUUUGACUACGAGCUACAGAAGAGAACCACCAUUCGGGAAUUACCUCGAUCACAUCUGCCACGGUGGGGAUUGAACCGCGAGAAUCAAUUUAUAAUCCCCUCUGGCGAGAAUGAAACGUAUCUCCCGUUUGAUGUCUACACGCUUGCGCUCAUGCGCUCACCAUAUAAUCCAGCGUACUGGACCAGCAGGGGCUUCCUCUACUACCAACAGGGUCAUUAUGACCUUGCUCUUGGCGAUGCUUAUCGCGCUUGGUAUCUGGUAGAGGUGCUUGUCAACCCGUCGUACAAGAAUAAGCAGCCGGGUCUUCAUCCUCGCAUUGUAGACGCAAUCACAGAACAUUUGAUCCGCGCUGGAAAGGAAGAAAAGCGAGUUAUAAACGUUUUACGAGGGCCAAAUGGAAUUAUAUCAUUCAUACCGCCCUUGCGGCGAACAAUUCAUCACCUCAUUGCGCUCAGCCUCCUAAAUCUUCAAGCCUUUGAAGAUCUUCAACACAUGGAUACAAGCAUAUUGGCGCGACUCAGAGGGAAUUAUGCCGAAGAGCAGCCGUUCAAGGAUAGGCAGCACCAUCUAAAGAAUUUCAUCGCUUCAAGGAACCAGAAUGGCGAGAGAUGGGACCACGAGAAACGUUGCGGUCAUGUCAGAGUCAGAACUUUUCCACAGAAUGACGUUGAGCGCGUGAGAUAUUACAAAGCUUGCAAACAAAAUCUCACUGCUGGGUACAUCAAUCAGCUUCCUAAUACGAAUUCCAAGAAGCGGCUACUCAUAGUACGAUCGCAAUUCAAAGGUCUCGGCGUAUAUGCGGCCAGGAGCAUUCCUGCAGGGACCAUCAUUCACGUUGAAGAGCCCACACUCAGGGGACACUUGCAGCGGACUCCACCAUCCACACAGGACCUAUGGUACUAUUGUGAGAAUUGCAAGCGUCGGAUACUCAAAGGCGCUGCCGAUGUUGCCCAACAGACAUGGCAGAUGCUUCUCGAGGAAGAGAAGGAGCAAAACGAACAUGAAACUCUGUGCGCUUGUCUUGGAAGAAGCCGACGAGUCUAUUUUUGCGGAUUAGAGCCCGGUUUAUUCCAUAGGGUUGCUGCGGACAGAGAAGCUGAAGCUGCGCGACCACGUCGACGAACCCGACCCACAGCCAUGGAAGCAACUGAAGAGGCAGAGGCGCGAGCAAGGCGCCUUUCUACUCCAGAUCCUUCAUGGCGGGAGAGGAAUUCUUCCUCUUGCUUGCCUAUCGCGCGCAAACUCUUCCAUUACCGCUCCUGCGGCCGAGAAUGGGACUGGCUGCACGAAGGCAUGGUAAAUAUUCCUGCUGAUCCAGGGGCCCCCAAAAUCGCGCAGAACAAUGAACGCCACCAUACGCUCCUCAGUCUGCUUUUGCGCGAGGUUUUUGACCUCACACUACACGAGCGAGACAACGACCCGGAAUCGAGAAUUCUCGCGCACGAAAUUGAAGCGCUCUUGCCACUAUGUGGCGGUACCGACGCCGACAGGAUAUACAAAAUUGACGAGAUUGGUGACGAAGAGUGCACACAGACUUUUCCCUUUACAUAUGCCGCCAACAUUGUCGUGCCAUUUGACAUUUUGCAGGCUUUGGGCGUCAAUAUCUUCCGCAACCUCGACUUUGACACUUGGGUCAUUCAGACCGUCUUGCGCAAGCUCACUCUGAAUGUCAUACCCUGGGACAAGUCCCGACGCGGCAGGAUGAACUUGAUAAACACUCCUCGCUCCCACCGGCUCCUGAAUCCACCAGACCAAAAUUCUCUUACAGGAGCGCAGUUUGAGAAUCUGUACAUUCACCCGGGUUUUUCUCUCUUCAAUCACGCCUGCGGCGACGCCGCCAAUGCCGAUUGGUUUUGGGACCAGCCCGAGAUCCAGGAUAGCGAGUCUGAAUCCGGGUCCGAGUCUGACAGCGAGUCAGAGGAAGAAGAGGCCCAAGCUAGAGGAGGACGCCUCACUCUGAAAGCGCAGAUCCAGCUAGCAAGCCGAAAACGAAAGCGCGCAGAAAAGGAAACUCGAAGAAGGAAGCGCGCAGAAAAACGAGCAAGAAAGUACGGUGGUGAUGCUACAGAAGCCAAAGUGGCUGAAGAAGGAAAUGUGCCGAAUCGUCUCAUUGUGCGCGCGAAUAAGGAUGUACAAAAGGGAGAGGAAAUCACGAUUAAUUACUUUCCCGAGACCCAUUUACCGCGCGAUUCAGAGCAUCAUAUCCGUCUUCUGGGACAACCUUGUCUUUGUCUGAAAUGUUCUCCCAGUCGUUAUGUGGGUGGCUCCGGCGGAGGAGGAGGAGGAGGAGGAGGAGGAGGAGGUGGUGGUGGUGGUGGUGGUGGCGGUGGUGGUGGCGGUGGUGGAGAUGAUAGUAACGGAGGUGACGGAGGUGACGGCGGGAGCGGUGGAGGAGAUGGCGAACCGCCAGGUAGUAGUCCCGCUACUGAAAAGACCACUGGCACUGGCGACAGCAGCGGCAGCGGCAGCGGCAAUAGCAGUAGCAAAAGCGGAAGUGGCGGUGGUGAUGCUGGCCGCGGCGGUCGUGGCGGUCGUGGCGGAGGAGGAGGAGCAGGUGGUGCCGGUGGUGCUGAUGCUGGAAAAAAGGGCAAAGGCAAAAGACGACGGCAAGACGAAGAUGAAAACGAAGCCGAUGACAACGAUAACGAUAAUACCAAGGCUCCAUUGCCACCGAGACGGCCCGUGACUCGAUCUCAGAGCAAAACAAAGACUACCACGGCUACUGGCAGUCGUAGUGGUAAUGUCCCGGGAAGACUUACUGGCGACUCGAGCAAUAGUAAGGAUGUUCAAGAGGAGGACGAGCUGGCUUGA